Messenger RNA from Cornus florida, 620 nucleotides. Its product is annotated as oleosin Cor a 13-like. Gene Ontology annotation, biological process: lipid storage; sexual reproduction. Gene Ontology annotation, cellular component: membrane; extracellular region; monolayer-surrounded lipid storage body. The record is from RefSeq and is a predicted model, not a curated record. The transcript has a single exon. NCBI's taxonomy places the organism in Eukaryota, Viridiplantae, Streptophyta, Magnoliopsida, Cornales, Cornaceae. Bases 1 to 396 code for a protein of 131 amino acids.
AUGGCCGAGCUUCAACGCCACCAGCCUCAGCCAACGCCCACAUCCCACAAGGUGGUCAAGGCAGCCACCGCAGCCACCGCUGGUGGGUCCCUCCUGCUCCUCUCCGGGCUGACACUAGCCGGAACGGUGAUCGGAAUCACCGUAGCGACGCCACUGCUGGUGAUAUUCAGUCCGGUUCUUGUUCCCGCUAUGAUUACGGUGUGUCUUUUGGUUGCUGGGUUUCUGGCUUCGGGUGGAUUCGGUGUAGCGGCGGUGACCGUGCUGUCAUGGAUGUACAAGUACCUGACCGGUAGGCAACCGCCUGGUGCGGACCAGCUGGACCAGGCUCGCAUGAAGCUGGCUAGCAAGGCUCGUGAAAUGAAGGACAAGGCUGAGCAGUUCGGUCAACAGACCUGAUUUGUGCUGUUCUUCUCUGCCUCAUGCAUGUUGGUUCAUGAUGGGGUGGAGAUCAGACGGUUCUCUUAUGAUUAUGAAGUGUGCUUGAGGGUUCAUCAUCGGCGGUGUGUGUGCGUUUGUUAAUUUCGGUUUCUUGUAGUUUUCUGUACGCGUGUUCUUAUUUUAGUUGUUGGGACUUCUUGGCUUUUUUUUCUUCUUUUUUUUUUUUUUUUUUUUUUUUUUUU